CAGCCAACAGGAUUGCCUUUUCCCCCUAUCUUCAAUUCUCCAUCAGCCAGGGCAGGACAGAUUACAUAUAGCAUAAGGAUAAAGUUGCACAAACCCAGGCAGAAUAGAAAACUAGUAGAGAAAAAAAAGGAGGGGGGGAGCAGGCUGCAGAGAAGAUGUCUGUUGUGAUGGCUGGAGUUGGGGUGCAGCCCAGAUGGGUGGGCAUAGGGAUGGCUUCACCUCUAUCUACUUCUUCUUCUCCUGGUAUUAAUAGCAAUGGAAAAUUCAGAAUUAAGAUGGCUGUUACUCCAGUUGACGAGAAGAAAAAGGCUUACACUCUUCAGAAAUCUGAAGAAGCCUUCAGCAAAGCCAAGGAACUAAUGCCCGGAGGUGUAAAUAGCCCUGUACGUGCUUUCAAAUCCGUUGGUGGGCAACCUAUUCUGUUUGAUUCUGUUAAGGGCUCUCACAUGUGGGACAUAGAUGGUAAUGAAUACAUAGACUAUGUUGGUUCAUGGGGACCUGCUAUCAUUGGUCAUGCUGAUGACAAGGUAUUGGGUGCCUUGGCUGAGACAAUGAAGAAGGGAACCAGCUUUGGUGCACCUUGUCUGCUAGAGAAUGUUUUGGCAGAAAUGGUCAUUGCAGCAGUCCCAAGUGUAGAAAUGGUUCGUUUUGUCAAUUCAGGCACUGAGGCAUGUAUGGGUGUGUUGCGAUUGGCUCGAGCUUUCACUGGCAGGGAGAAAAUCAUUAAGUUUGAGGGUUGUUACCAUGGCCACGCGGAUCCAUUCCUUGUUAAGGCAGGCAGUGGGGUUGCUACCCUGGGUCUCCCUGACUCUCCAGGUGUUCCAAGAGCAGCUACCUUCGAAACAUUAACUUCCCCUUACAAUGACAUAGAGACUGUUGAAAACCUCUUUAAGACAAAUGAAAUUGCUGCCAUUAUUCUUGAACCUGUUGUUGGAAAUGCUGGGUUUAUUCCACCGAAACCUGGUUUUCUUGAUGCCUUGCGCCAGAUCACUAAAGAAAACGGUGCUCUUCUCAUCUUUGAUGAAGUAAUGACUGGUUUUCGUUUGUCAUAUGGAGGAGCACAGGAGUAUUUUGGCAUAACUCCUGAUUUAACUACACUGGGGAAGGUCAUUGGUGGUGGCCUGCCAGUCGGUGCCUAUGGAGGAAGGCGGGAGAUUAUGGAGAUGGUGGCACCCGCAGGACCAAUGUACCAGGCUGGGACGCUAAGUGGAAACCCAUUAGCAAUGACUGCUGGGAUUCACACUCUUAAGCGUUUGAAAGAACCAGGAUCAUAUGAUUACUUGAACAAGGUAACUGGUGAACUUAUUCAAGGGAUUGUGGAUGCUGGAAAGAAGGCUGGUCAUGCAAUUUGUGGUGGCUAUAUCAGAGGGAUGUUUGGCUUUUUCUUCACUGAUGGCCCUGUUUAUAACUUUGAUGAUGCAAAGAAGAGUGAUACGUCAAAGUUUGCAAGAUUUUAUAGAGGAAUGCUGGAAGAAGGUGUCUAUUUUGCCCCCUCUCAGUUUGAGGCUGGAUUCACCAGCUUAGCACAUACUACAGAGGAUAUUCAGCAGACGAUAGCAGCAGCUGAGAAGGUUUUCCAACGAAUAUAACCUUGUCGUGGUUGUUUGUUUACUCAUUGCCUCCUUCUGAGGUUGGUCUUUUUGUAGGCGAGGGGCAACCAUGUCCUUAUAUUUUUUCCUUCAGGUAGAAUCUUCAUGUACUUUUGAUUUAUGUUUGUCAUUUUUGUUUAUUUGAGAUGUGUAUUUGUACCAUUCCUUCUGCACCAUGUUAACUUGCACCAUGUUAACUACUAAUGCUAGUCCAUUGAGAAGCA
Messenger RNA from Coffea eugenioides, 1813 nucleotides. Its product is annotated as glutamate-1-semialdehyde 2,1-aminomutase, chloroplastic-like. Bases 156 to 1589 code for a protein of 477 amino acids. Lineage: Eukaryota; Viridiplantae; Streptophyta; Magnoliopsida; Gentianales; Rubiaceae. Gene Ontology annotation, molecular function: glutamate-1-semialdehyde 2,1-aminomutase activity; transaminase activity; pyridoxal phosphate binding. Gene Ontology annotation, biological process: tetrapyrrole biosynthetic process. The record is from RefSeq and is a predicted model, not a curated record. Gene Ontology annotation, cellular component: chloroplast. The transcript has 3 exons.